This is a messenger RNA of Aspergillus homomorphus CBS 101889, 1269 nucleotides long. Its product is annotated as MFS general substrate transporter. Lineage: Eukaryota; Fungi; Ascomycota; Eurotiomycetes; Eurotiales; Aspergillaceae. Gene Ontology annotation, cellular component: fungal-type vacuole membrane. Gene Ontology annotation, biological process: transmembrane transport. Gene Ontology annotation, molecular function: transmembrane transporter activity. The record is from RefSeq and is a predicted model, not a curated record. The transcript is spliced from 3 exons. Bases 1 to 1269 code for a protein of 422 amino acids.
AUGAACGUCGAGCACGUUGAGUACUCGUCUGUCGGUAUACAGCAACCGCAGAACGCAUGUUAUGCCGAAGGCGGCUCCAGAGCAUGGCUUGUUGUAUUCGGGGCGUGGUGUGCCUUGGUUCCAGCAUGGGGGAUUAUGAAUACAGCCGGGGUCCUCUAUCUAUGGACCAGCACGCAUCAACUCAAGAACUAUCCGGAGUCGAGUUACGGCUGGAUAUAUAGCGCCUAUGGUUUUUUUGUUUACUUUGCCGGGGCGCCAAUGGGAAUGAUUUUCGAUGCUUGGGGACCAACUUAUCUUGUCGUCAUGGGAUCCCUCGGCAUGGUUGUAUCGUUGAUCUGCUUCAGUUUCAGUAAUGAGUACUACCAAGUCUUCCUCUCACUCAGUGUGCUGGGCGGGCUAUCAGCCAGUGCUCUCUCCACCUCAGCUCUUGCAACAAUAUGGCACUGGUUCGAUCGCCGCCGGGCCUUCGCUACCGGCGUUGCCUGCACAGCAGGCGGGCUCGGAGGCGUGAUCUUCCCCAUCAUCAUCUACUUCACAGCGCCCAAGGUCGGAUUCGGUUGGUCCAUUCGGAUUAUCGCUCUCAUCAGUGCUGUCCUGCUCGUCUUUGCCUGCUCCUUAAUCACGACCCGGCUCCCAGUUCGAACAGACGCUUAUAAAGGGCUAGCCCUCAAGCCAUUGAAAGACGCCAACUUCGCUGCCACGACCGCUGCGAUCUUUCUGACCGAGUGUGCGGUCUUUAUCCCGAGCACAUACAUCUCCUCUUACGCGGUGCACGUGGGUCUGAGUAACAUCAUCGCAUACCUGCUGCUCGUCUUCCUGAACCUAGGCAUGAUCCCAGGCCGGAUUUUACCAGCUCUCGCAGCUGACCGACUCGGGCGAUUCAACAUAAUGAUCCUAACGACCCUCAUCUGCGCCAUCAUGACCCUCGCCCUCUGGUAUGAAGCCGGAGACAGCUUAGGUGCACUCGUCUGCUAUGCUGUGUUCUUCGGAUUCUGGUCCGGUGCGGCGCUGAGCCUGUCGCCCGUGUGCAUCUCGCAGACCUGCACGGCAGCGGAGUAUGGGAGCAGAAGUGGCAUGGCAUAUAGCAUUGCCAGCAUCGGAAUGCUUCUGGGAAUUGGCCUGGCGGGCGUGUUCGAGCAGCGGAGUCACGGAGCAGCCUACAACCGAGGCCUCAUUGUCUUCGCAGGGGUGUUGUUCCUUGCGGCCGCAGGUGCAUUCGUCGUCGCUCGAGGGGUAUGUCGGGGCUGGUCAUGGAGAGCCAGGUUCUGA